Cyphomyrmex costatus is the source of this 471-nucleotide messenger RNA. RefSeq names its product A-kinase anchor protein 14. The transcript has 4 exons. Gene Ontology annotation, molecular function: protein kinase A regulatory subunit binding. Lineage: Eukaryota; Metazoa; Arthropoda; Insecta; Hymenoptera; Formicidae. The record is from RefSeq and is a predicted model, not a curated record. Gene Ontology annotation, cellular component: cAMP-dependent protein kinase complex. Bases 1 to 435 code for a protein of 144 amino acids.
AUGAAGAUUAUUGCUGUGAUGGAUCAUGAAUCCUCGUUUUACACAAAAUGGCCCACGUGUGGAAAUAUGAAUGUACGAAAAGGCCUGCGAUGUGUGAAAGAAGAGAUGUCCCGAUGGAAUCAAUUAUCGGCUUUGAGAAAUUGGAUGUUCCAUGUACAGUUUAUUAGUCUUAACAAAGAAGGCACCGCUGAAUUUUACAUGUAUCAUGUUCUAUGGAGCAUACCCACAUCAGCAUAUCCGGAGCCAUAUGUGACUGUCAGCGUGUUCUUCUGCAUCGUGGCGAGUCGCGUGCAGCCGCCGCACUUUCCAGUCGACGUCACAUAUGUAUUCGAAGGACAUCAGUUUGUGCACCCAUUAGAUGUAGUUUUUCAACCGAAGUGGCUCUAUGACAUUCUCGACAUGAAAACCAUACUGUUUAAAACAUUCACGUUUUAAAAUAUCUCUUAUUCCUCUUAAUGUUUCUCUUUUAAA